AUGUUAAUGAUGUUCCAGGAUCUCAGAGAUUCCAACAGCUCUAAGUUCCAGGUCUCUGAGUUCAUUCUGAUGGGAUUCCCAGGCAUUCACAGCUGGCAGCACUGGCUCUCCCUGCCCCUGGCUCUGCUCUACCUCUUAGCUCUCAGUGCCAACAUCCUUAUCCUGAUCAUCAUCAAUCAAGAAGCAACCCUGCACCAGCCUAUGUACUAUUUCCUUGGCAUCCUGGCUGUGGGGGACAUGGGCCUGGCUACCACUAUCAUGCCCAAGAUUCUGGCCAUCUUAUGGUUUAAUGCUAAAGCCAUCAGUCUCCCUGAGUGCUUUGCUCAGAUGUAUGUCAUACAUUGUUUUGUGGGCAUGGAGUCAGGGAUCUUUCUUUGCAUGGCUAUAGAUAGAUAUAUAGCCAUUUGUCAACCACUACGUUAUCCUUCAAUAAUUACUGAAUCUUUUGUGCUCAAAGCAACUAUGUUCAUGGCACUCAGGAACAGUCUGUCUACCAUCCCAGUGCCUGUCUUUGCUGCUCAGAGACAUUACUGCUCCCAGAACCAAAUUGAUCACUGUCUGUGCACUACUCUUGGUGUCACUAGCCUAGCCUGUGAUGACAGUAAAAUCAACAGCAUCUACCAGCUGUUUCUGGCCUGGACACUCAUGGGAAGUGACCUGGGUUUGAUUAUUUUGUCAUAUGCUUUGAUACUUCGCUCUGUGCUGAAGCUGAACUCAGCAGAAGCUGCAUCCAAGGCUCUAAAUACCUGCACUUCCCACCUCAUCCUAAUCUUUUUCUUCUACACAGUCCUUAUUGUCAUUUCCAUCACCCACAGUACAGAAAUGACAGUUCCCUUCAUCCCAGUUCUACUCAAUGUUCUGCACAAUGUCAUUCCUCCUGCCCUCAACCCCAUGGUGUAUGCACUCAAGAACAAGGAGCUCAGGCAGGGCUUAUAUAAAGUUCUCAAGCUGGACAUCAAGGGCAAGUAA
Messenger RNA from Equus quagga, 969 nucleotides. Its product is annotated as putative olfactory receptor 56B2. The record is from RefSeq and is a predicted model, not a curated record. Lineage: Eukaryota; Metazoa; Chordata; Mammalia; Perissodactyla; Equidae. Bases 1 to 969 code for a protein of 322 amino acids. Gene Ontology annotation, molecular function: G protein-coupled receptor activity; olfactory receptor activity. The transcript is spliced from 2 exons. Gene Ontology annotation, biological process: G protein-coupled receptor signaling pathway. Gene Ontology annotation, cellular component: membrane.